ACAUCCGCUUGGGUCUCGGCAGCAAUUCAAGUCUCAUCCGCUAGAAUGGGAUUCUAUUGGGCGACGACCGUCGUUUGCUAGCAACUAUCGCCGCCAAAAAGACGUACACUCCAGUUCAAGCAGUGUUCGACAUGGUGAUUCCGAACCCCUAUCAGACUCCUCCGGAUACGCCACCAGUCGGUCAAUCCCCGAACGCGGCCUCGUCCAAGGCACCAGCGCGCCUGUCUAAGCCCAAGAUCUGCUGUAACGGUCCCAAGCGACGAGCCUAUGAGUACAAUCACGAGCCCGGAAAUCCCGUCAUCACCCUUCAUCCUCAAGGCGCCAGCUCCGUCACCCUGCAUCUAGACGAGUACUGGGUCUUCCUGUUCUUCCGUUUCUGCGCAGAGCGGCAUCGUAUGCAGGUGCGGCGGACAUACGAAGGUGUUGCUAGAGAAGCCUUGAGUCAAGAUGAGACUAUGCAGAAGACAUUCGUCGGGAACGUGUUCCGCGAGCUUGACGCAGGAAGUGUGCGUAAUCGUGAACUCAUCAUAGGCAAGGGUGACCAGAGUCACGAGGAGAUCUGCUUCAGGAUCUUCCUUUUCUGUGCCUUUUACAAGAUGGAGACUUGGAAUGCUCUGGAAGGUGCUCUUGGCCAUGUCCCUCGAUAUUCGACAUUCGAGAAGGAUCUGCCGAUCUACGAGGCUACUAUCUCCGACUUGUCUCGUCGGCGUCGAAAGAUCUACACCGGUGCCUUUCAGCUGGUCCCCCCCACACCCUAUUUUGGCGCUCCUCACUUUGCAGCUUCGCUUCGAUUUGUACUGGCAUUGAUGCAGAUGGGCUUGCCUGCCAAGCUAUUGUCAUGCCAUUACGCAGUCGACGCGUCCAACAUCCUCCGGACGGUGCCGACAUUGGGCGGCUUUCUCUCUCUCAACAUGCUUUGCUACCUAAACGACUCGCCGCACUUGUCAUUCAGCUACCGCAACUUUGCCUCCUGUGGUCCGGGAUCUAGGGCGUUUCUUCGCGCAAUGUUCGGCCCAUGCAUCAACUCAACAGCUUACGAGGAAGCUGGACUGCACUGGCUACAGAAGAAUCAAUGGCAAUACUGGGCAGCCCUGGGGGAGGAUCCUCCACAUGCCUGGGAGCUAGGCGUACGGCCCGGCGUCAGGGUCUUGGAUAUUGAGAACGCUCUGUGUUGGUGUCACCGCUACGUCAAAGACUAUCUCCGGCUCGGCUACGGCUCUGUUGCGGACUCAACAAUGCCCGUCGUCAAGCCCGAAGCUUUUGCACCCGCCUGGUGCGACGAGGAGAAAAACGCCUUGAAUCAAAGCAAAGCAGUCUUCGAUGAUGACUACGAAGAGGCCGCAGCAAAGACGAGACCGGUGAAGGAAGGUGUAUGGGAGGUGGAACGGGUUGUUGGCAGGAAAGGCAAUAGAACUGACCCGGAUGGCCUUUUCAGAGUUCGCUGGGCAGGCUGGCCGCCGGAAGAUGACACAUACGAGCGAGCGUCGACCCUGAGAGACGGUUCAGCCGACGCCUUGGCCGAAUGGCUGGAAUGGGAGGGGACCGUGUGGUCAUCGAUCGCUCAAGUCAAAGAGAAGCACUUGUAUAGCGAAGUCAAGGCAGAGCUGGACGAGGACAUGUCAAUCAAGGUCGAAUCAAGUCCGCAUAGGAGAACGAGGAAGCGGCAGAAAACAAUGUAGC
Messenger RNA from Kockovaella imperatae, 1680 nucleotides. RefSeq lists its product as hypothetical. Bases 132 to 1679 code for a protein of 515 amino acids. NCBI's taxonomy places the organism in Eukaryota, Fungi, Basidiomycota, Tremellomycetes, Tremellales, Cuniculitremaceae. The record is from RefSeq and is a predicted model, not a curated record. The transcript is spliced from 2 exons.